This is a messenger RNA of Paramormyrops kingsleyae, 1091 nucleotides long. NCBI's taxonomy places the organism in Eukaryota, Metazoa, Chordata, Actinopteri, Osteoglossiformes, Mormyridae. The record is from RefSeq and is a predicted model, not a curated record.
AGCGUGUAGCUGCAAAGCGUGAUGGGAAGGAGAAAGCCCUGGAAGCCAUUUUAAAUCAUAGACUAGUGCAAGUGGGUCCGAUGUAGUUAAUCGAAAUACAGUUAAGCAACGGUAACAUUUGUAGUACUAUUUUUCUUGUCUUCUAUAUGAUUAUAUUUCGUCCUAAAAUAUUAACAUAAAAAGUAACUGUUCAUAUUGUUUCCUCAUACCUGCCACUUGGACUCGGUUGAAUCCGAAUAUGGGAGGAGAUAAACGCAUCAGUCGCACUGAGCGCAGCGGGAGGUAUGGAUCCAGCCAGGGCCGGGACGAUACAGAAUGGCGCGAUCGGCGCGACAGAGACUCUGAGCGGGACUAUGAGCGCCGCUGGAGCGAUGACAGGCGGGGUGAUCGUUACGAUGACCGCUGGAGCCGAGAGAGCCCCGAGAGAGAGCGUAAGUGGUACAACAGCAGUCGCUCCGAAGAUGGCUAUCAUUCCGAUGGGGAUGACCAGGACUACCAGGGCGAGCUGGGAGAGGAGAAGGAGAGCAAGACCAUCAUGCUGCGGGGCCUGCCGCUCCAUGUCACCGAGGAGGAUAUCAAGGCUGCCCUGGACCAGUUGCAAGGACCUCAUCCUUCAGAUGUGCGGCUGAUGAAAAAGAGAACAGGUAUAAGCCGAGGGUUUGCCUUCAUGGAGUUUUAUCACUUGCAAGAUGCUACCCGAUGGAUGGAGACCAAUCAGGUUGCUUCACAAUCGCCAAGUCUAGAUUUUGUCUUAGAGAUUUGAACAAGAGUUUUGAUGAGAAGACUUUAAGAAACUUAUUUGGUUGGAGGGUCCUUUGUAGAAACCUUGUAAUUGUUUUGUGUGAACACCAAUCACAGGCAGUGUCUGAGACACCUGACAUGUCAAAUUACCUUUUUUAUGUUAUUCACUUUAUUCAGUGUUGAGGUUUUGAGUGGAACUAGGAAAUAAUGGUGGACCAACUUUUUUAACUUGUACCUUUUUUAACUUGUACAGAUGUUAAUGAACAGUGGACCCUCUGAAGCUCAGAAUUCAAAAUGUCAGCUUAUUGAGCUUAAGGAAACACAGAUUUUUAAAUAGUCACCUUGCUUGG